UCCACAAGACGUUCCAGGAACAGCAUUUCAGAUUUAUGCUCUUUUGUAUUCGUCAACUUUUUGAAAAUCCCAAUGUUCACGGUAAAAGAGGACUAUAGCUAUGUCUUCGAAAGAUAACUCGAUCAUUCCAUACAUGGAAGAAGCACCUCCAGCAUACUCGAGCGUUGAUGGUAUUCAUUCCAUACCUACACUGCAUCUUGAUACGCUUGAGCUUUUGAAACGGAGACUGAGCAUGAAAUUUUCGAAUUACAACAAUAUCCUUGAAAUCCUUAUUUUCAGACAUCGCCUAAGGUUAUAUGACCUUUACCAUAUACAAGAUCAUACAUUGCCCGUGCGCAUACACCUCAUCAAACUGGGAGUUGAUGCUCCCUGUGAACUUAUGGAUCAGUCGGAGGGAGAUAACAACCUCCAGCGUAUGAAGACUAUCGAGAUUCCAACGAUUGCCAAGCAGGAAAUCUCAAUUUUUGUUCGAGUCUAUCAACAAGGUCAUAAUGGGAAACAUCCAUCGCAAAAGGAAGUUAUUGAUUAUUUUGACGCGUGGGACUACGCGGUUCAAUACUGCGAAGCCAUGACUUUGAAGUACACGAAAUCUUGCAACUUGUCAAUGGUUAGAUCUGAGGCUUGGUUGGCGUCCGAGAAAUAUUUGAUGUUAUUGAAAGAUUCGAUACCUGACGAAGAUCCACAAAUUCCACCCGCGAUGACAUUAUCGCUUUCCACGCAAACUGCUUGCUCAGAAAAUCCUCCACUACCAGCUCUAGCUAAAGAGGUGUUAUGGUAUGGUCAUGAGAAGAAGUUCAAAGAGUCUUCAAACAUUCCAUAUUCUCCAUACGUUAUAAGACUUCAAGAAUUCUCCGCACGUAUCAACAACAACAACAAGACGCUACCCAUUCCUGUGUCGUGUGCAACCUUAUUGAUGAAGAAUGACUUGCAGGAUGCAAAACAUAAAUUGAUUGAGCAGCUGAUUCGCAUUCAAAUAAAGAGCUUUGAGAAUGCUCAUGGAACUUUCGACAAGCUCACAAAUUCACAUCAAUGCGAAGGAUUGGAAUGGUUCGAUGAAUCAUAUGACAAUGCUGUCAUCGAUUUUUGCGGUGCUAGAAAGGACCAGAUCGAAUUGGACAAGCUCAGAUACGGAGCUUGGCAAGCUGGAGCUCAACCCGAACGCCGUACUUCUACAAUUAUCGCCCCGGCCUCGAAUCUGAUGACCUCGAACUCGAAAAACUUCCCUCGAGCUACACGAGCCCUCACGCGUCGUUACAAGGAAAAGGCUGCGAAGAUGGGGAUGGGGAUGGAGUGGAUUGAUAGAAAGGUAUUAGAGGAUUUGGAGAUCGUCCGAAAGGAAUAUUUAUCGACGGGCAAGGGGCAGCCUUCUGACGAACUAGUUAUGCAUAGUCCAACCACCGACUCAUUCAUGAACCUCCAAACCCUCUUACUUGGCACUCCUCUACCAACUUACUCAAACCCAACCUCGCCUCCUACUCCCCAAAAGGCCAUGCACCCAACUCAUGAAACAAAAACCGCCAUACAAUCGCCAGAUCCCAAAUCAACAAACACCGAACAACACCCAAGAGCUUCUCAUCAACCAGUAUAUACAUCCUUUAGUAGUCUCGGCCUGCGAGAACCCGCAGGGCCAACACGUGUCGAGACUUCUACCGAAGAGGGCUUGACUACUGCCUCUCCUCCUACAGCUAUGCAACAAAUCAAAAGUGUGUUGGGAAUCGAGCCACCUCAAAAGUAA
Messenger RNA from Botrytis fragariae, 1735 nucleotides. RefSeq lists its product as uncharacterized. Bases 101 to 1735 code for a protein of 544 amino acids. The transcript has 4 exons. The record is from RefSeq and is a predicted model, not a curated record. Lineage: Eukaryota; Fungi; Ascomycota; Leotiomycetes; Helotiales; Sclerotiniaceae.